Funneliformis mosseae is the source of this 165-nucleotide messenger RNA. The record is from the annotation of a GenBank genome assembly. NCBI's taxonomy places the organism in Eukaryota, Fungi, Glomeromycota, Glomeromycetes, Glomerales, Glomeraceae.
AUGGAUUCUAAUUUAUUUUAUUCUCUUGCAACCUCAAAUUUUAUGUCAAAUAAAGAAAUAUGCAGAGAACAUAUCAUUAAUAAUGCUAAAAGAAAAAACUGUUAUCAAAUUUGUUUAGAAGAUCUAAAAGAAUUAUAUUGUUCAAGUUCAAGAACCUCCAUUUAA